This is a messenger RNA of Rosa rugosa (rugosa rose), 1104 nucleotides long. RefSeq names its product protein SRC2 homolog. Bases 113 to 937 code for a protein of 274 amino acids. The transcript has a single exon. Gene Ontology annotation, biological process: defense response. The record is from RefSeq and is a predicted model, not a curated record. Lineage: Eukaryota; Viridiplantae; Streptophyta; Magnoliopsida; Rosales; Rosaceae.
CCCCCACUCCACAACUUGGCUACUUGCCCUAUAAAUAGUCUCAUAUUCCUAGGCCUUUCUCGACUCCAUCACCUCAUUUAUAUCUUCUAAAUCUCUCUUACUCGAUCAGAAAAUGGCUUCCGGCUACGAAGUAGAGGUCACAAUUUCUUCCGCCAAAGACCUCAAAAACGUGAAUUGGCGCCACGGAGAGCUGAAGCCCUACGCUGUUGUUUGGGUGGAUCCAAACAAUAAAUGCUCCACCCACGUGGACGAAUACGGCGACGACUCACCCACGUGGGAUGAGACGCUCUCGAUCCCGUUACGGGGUCCCGUCGAGGACUCGACCCUUUUCGUGGACAUCAUCCACGUCAAGGGGGGUGAGGACGUCAAGCCGUUGAUCGGAUCCGCAAAACUCCCGCUUAGGGAGGUCCUCGAUGACGUGGGGCUUGAGGCACCGUCCGUUCACAAGUUGAAGCUCAAGCGCCCCUCGGGUAGGCCCCACGGGAAGUUGGAAGUCAAAGUCACAGUUCGCCCGCCCCGUUACCAAGCACCUGACCCGUAUCACGCCCCCGCGCCCUACGGGUACGGGAUCCCACCGCCGCAGUCGAGAGACUACGGCGCACCGCAGCAGUAUAAUUACCAAUACGCCCCUCCUGCCCAACCCCAAUAUUACCAAAGCAGCAGCGUCCCACAAGCAGGGUACGGUUACAAUCAGCCAUCUUACGAUCAGAGUCAGUAUGGGAGUGGCGGGUCGUACGGGUACGGGUCGUCGGAGAAGCCGAAGGAGAAGAGCAAGUUUGGGGUCGGGACCGGAUUGGCUGUGGGAGCCGUAGCCGGAGUGUUGGGCGGACUUGCGAUUGCUGAAGGAGUGGAUUACGUGGAGGACAAGAUUGCUGAUGAUGCAGCGGAGAAAGUGGAGGAGGAUCUUGGCUAUGAUGAUUUUGGCGAUGAUGACUGAAAUUGUUAUUCAUCAUAUGGUUCUGAGUUGUGCUCUACCUCUAUUUGUAUUGGUUAUGUUUUUGCUACUACUUCGGCUUCUGUUUUUUACUUUUCCUGCCGGUGAUAUUGUGAUAUUGGAAUGACGGACAUGCAAUAACAGCUUGCAAUUAUAAUGGUUUUAGAGAA